CCGGGGUGGCGGCCGCCUGCGAGAGCGGGGCCGGGCGCAGCAGGGUUCCCGCCGCCCCGUGGGGCAUGCGGAGAGCGGCCGGGAGGGACAUGAGCCCGCCGGGCACCGCAGCCCAGCGACAGCGGCGCCUCCGGCGGCUGCUCCUGCUGCUGUUGCUCCAGGCCGCCCGCCCUGCGCAGGGGCAGCGGGCUGCAACAAAUAGUUCAGUCCCAGAUGUCUGUGCCACUUGCCAUGCUAACGCCAUGUGUCAGCAAAAAGAAGGCAAAAACGUCUGCAUCUGUAACUAUGGAUUUGUGGGUAAUGGGAGGACUUAUUGUCAAGAUAAAGAUGAAUGCCAGAUUGGAGCGAGUAAGAUCUGUGGCGAGCAUACAUCAUGUCACAACACACAUGGAAGUUUUUACUGCAUUUGUCUUGAAGGAUACCAUCCCUCUAACAACAACAAGACAUUUAUCCCCAAUGAUGGCACGUAUUGUGCAGAUAUAGAUGAGUGCCAGCUGUCAGGUCUGUGUGGUGUCGGGGGACAAUGUGUGAACACUGUUGGAAGCUACCACUGCUAUUGUAUGGAAGGAUAUAGACCAGAAAAUGGAACAGAAUUUCUUCAUCCAUCUGGAAAUACUGUUUCGUGCAAAGCUGUGGAUUGUGGGGUCCCACCUUCUGUCUUGAAUGCAUAUUCAGAUCCUGUAAGGACUACCACCUAUGGAAGUGAAGUUGCUUAUAAUUGCCUGCAUGGUUAUGUUAUUGAAAGUGGUAACCAGACUGCAGUUUGUAAUGCCAAAGGACAAUGGGAAGGUGCUGAUCUGGUGUGCAAAGAAAUAGACUGUGGCAGACCUUUGUGGAUUCCACACGCAGAAAUGAUCUGGGACAACUCCACAACUCUAGGAAGCAUGGUGUAUUAUAAAUGUAGUGAAGGGUUUCAUUUUAGUGGAGAGAAGAAUUUUUCACAAUGCACAAUAAUUCAGAAAUGGGAAAAUAUCACAGGUGUAUGUGAAGUAACAGAUUGUGGCAGACCUCCUUCAAUCCCUAACACAGACAUGAUUUGGAAUAACAUUUCCCAGCUGGGGAGUGCAGUGCACUACCAAUGUAAAAAGGGAUUCCACAGCAUAAAUGGGAGGAAUACGUCACAUUGUACUUAUAAUGGAUCCUGGGAAAUUCCAGCUCUAAUAUGUAAAGAAGUAGAUUGUGGCAUUCCUCCACCAAUACAACAUGCUGAGCUAUUGUGGAAUCCCAGUUCGAGUCUUGGAAGUGUGGUGCAGUAUUCAUGUCAGAAGGGAUUUGAAUAUGCUGGUGGAAACAAUAUUUCAGUUUGCACAGAAGAAGGUGUUUGGGUAAAAAGCACUUUAACAUGCACAGUGAAGGCAGCUAUUGAAAAUGUGUCUAUAUUUAAUCAAACCUGUGUGAAGUGGAGAAGGAGCACUAGAGAAACCAACUUGAAGAUGGUGUAUUUGUUUCAUGUACAAGGGCGAAGAUGGCAUCAGAAGGCAUUUUUUCAUGAAGCAACGUUUAACUUCAUGGCAGAGGAAGAAACUCCAGAGCUGUGCCUAGACCUAAAGGCAGGCACUAACUACACCGUGAACAUCACUGUAUUGUCUCCUGAGCCCUCAAGACCAGUCACUGUAACAAUCAGUACAGUCGAAGAGGAAGGAUUCAGCAAUGUUUCAGUAUUUAAUGAUACCUGUUUGAAAUGGAAGAGACAUUCUGGAAGAAUUGGGGUGAAGGAAACCUACCUAAUUCACAUACAGGCACAACAGGGAUACUUGGUGAAAUCCUCCCAUGAAAUGAUGAUUAACUUCACCACUGAAGAAGAGAACCCAGAGGUGUGUUUGCCUCUACACCUGGAUGUAAACUACACUGUGACUAUCACUGAGGCAUCUACCAAGGUUCUUUUACAAAUCCCCAUAAUGCUCCCAGCAAAGGAAGAGGAAUUGCUCAGCAAUGUGUCCAUAUUUAAUGAAACCUGUGUGAAGUGGCAGAGAAAAGUUGCAAGAGCUGGGUCAAAGGAAACAUACACAUUUCGUAUAUUGGGACGAAGAUGGCACCAGAAGGAAUUCUCUCGUGAAAUGAUAUUUAACUUCACAACAGGGAAGUACUUGCUGAAAGUCUCCGAUGACAGCUUAAAAUAUUUGACUGAGGUAUUCAAGGUCUACAAGAAUACUGAUUCUGUUUGCUUUUUAGAUCCUCCAUUCCCAGAAAUAGAGUUUGUUACCGUACAAGGUCCUGCACCAGCACUCAGCCUACGAAAAGCAGAAGAUAGAAACGGACCUAUCAGUUUUUAUCAAGUGAUUGUGCUUCCCUUGGCCUUGCAAAGCACAUUUACUUGUGAUUCCCUAGCUGCUGUGACUUUCUUUAGCAAUGCCACUGAUGCUGAGGGGUAUGUGGCAGCUGAAUUCCUCGCCAAGGAUGUUGCUGACAACAUGCUGAUCUCUCUUGGAGACAGACAUUACUAUGGGGCAUUCUAUAAUGCUCCCUUAAAGCAGGGGAAAGAUUACUGUGUGGUACUGAGAAUUAUAAGCCAAUGGAAUAAGAUGAGGACACAAUCUUGUGCAGUUUGGGCACAAAUUGAAGAUUUAUCACCCGCUCUGCAACAUAUGACUCUUGCUGGAUUAGGGUCAGUCACUGCUGUCUGCCUUAUACUGUUCUUGUCCUUCUUGGCAGCACGUUCUUAUCUGCACAGCACAGUCCAUAUACCUCCAGCUGCACUGGCCAAAGGAGUAUCCUAUGAGACUACCAUAGAUUCUGCAGGAGGGGGUAUUGCAUCAUCUUUCCUAGAGAUUGAAAGUGUGUCUCUUCUGUAAUGCAUUCAUCCCCCAUUUGCCUAGAAGACAGAAGGAGAGAGAAUCCAGAAUCUCUUUGUUACAUCAAUACUGCAUUGCCCUUUACUGUAUCUGCACACCCUACGCCAACGACUACAUGAAUAGUUGGCGUUUGAAAUGGAAAGUGAGAUACUCGGGCCUUCCUUGAUUUCUUCAUUACUUUUAGCGCAGUUUAGGACUUUCACCAAGGUGUGUAUGUCAGAAGAAACGUGCAAGGACAUUUCCAAGCCUCUAUGUACAGGUGAAAGCCUUUUAACCCUCCUAGAAAUGUGGAUACCCAGUAUAACAGCUGUCUUGGAGUAUGUUGUUGCUGUUAGUAGUAUAUAGUUCAAAUGAAAGAACAAAAUUCUUUUAAGGCCAGGCAGUAUUCUGAUACCCUCACAGUGAGUACACUUGACUCCACAAAUGGUCCUGUUGAUUUCAAUGGGAUUACUCAAAGAGCAAAUUGCUAUUUGAAAAUCAAUUAGGUCCAUAAUCUGUUUUAGAAUGUCAGAGAACACUAGCCCCUCCCCCCCCAAGUUAAAACCAAAAAGCAGCUGUUGCAUGACCAGAUAGAAAGCUCAAUCCGUUAAAAGUAAGUGUAGCUUCAAUAAAAUGUUUAAAAGUGUUACAGAAUUGAGUAAUCACACUUAAAUAUGUGUUACCAAACAGAUGUGUUCAGAAGGCAUUAAGGAUUACUGCAAAUAAACUACAAAAUACUACAUGCACCUAUAUAACAUUGACUUAAGUGCAGUGUGCUAAUCAACUGUGCAGCAUUAAUGAUUUGUGAUUUUUUUUAAUAAGGAGCUACAUGUCUUCAAUUGCAAUUUAUUUCAUCUCUAUACUUCUGUCAUAAUUUACAGUUGUGGAGAAUCAUGAAGAUCACAUGUUUAAUGUAACAUCUGGUUAAUAUAACCUGAUAUGGAUAAAAUCAGCCAAUUUGCUGUGAUGCAUUCAGGAUUAGUGAAUUUUUCCUGUAUAAGAAAGUUUCAAGUACUUUUGAUUUUACUUCAGUUCCUGUUCAGAAGUCACUCCAGAAUGAUAGCAAAAUCAUGCUAACUAGUGAAAUAAAAAGAUCUUAAUUUUUA
Chrysemys picta bellii (western painted turtle) is the source of this 3877-nucleotide messenger RNA. NCBI's taxonomy places the organism in Eukaryota, Metazoa, Chordata, Testudines, Emydidae. The record is from RefSeq and is a predicted model, not a curated record.